Molecule: messenger RNA, 465 nt
Organism: Peronospora matthiolae
Lineage: Eukaryota; Oomycota; Peronosporomycetes; Peronosporales; Peronosporaceae
Source: the annotation of a GenBank genome assembly
AUGCGUCCUGACAUACGACAGGAGCCACACCAAUUUCAAGCGCAGGUCGUUCUGCAAGACGGUAAGCGCCAAGAUGGUAGCCGUUCACGUCGUUGCCGUGGUCACUAUAGUGGUGGCAAGGGAUGCCGGCGCACGCGUCCGUCCCGUGUGACACUUCAUUACCAUGAGCACCGGCUUGACGAGGAUCUGGACGCCAUGCAUGCUGUCCAGCGCAGCAGGCCAGGCAACCGCAACAUUGUGGUCAAGGCACGUCGCCGUGUGGGGAGGAUCAACACCUCCAUUUCCGAGCAACGCCUCCGCCACCUUUUCGCCACUUCGGAGAAGGUGUGUGCUGAGAGCAUCCCGGCGACGGCUCGGUCCAAGCGCGAGGCAGAUGAGGCUGCGACUACGCCAUCUAGUACCGCUGCGCCUCCGCCGGACUGUGUGGAUAUAGAUGAAGGCUGCACCAGUUCUUCACGGCUGUGA